GUUCGAUCCUGGCCUCUACCGGAGACGACGGAACCGUGCGACUCUGGAGAGCCAAUUUCCUCAACGUCUGGCAUCCUGUCUCCGUGGUGACACCCGGUGGGAGUGCAGCCCCCGAGAUCGGUCUCCCGAUCCCGCCACCCCUGUUUGCAGCAGCUGCGACUGUAGUCAGCGAACAGUCCCAGUCCUCGCUGCUCGGCGUUAGUCGCGGCAUCCCCCUGGACGGCAGCAAUCCGGUGAAGCAGGUUUCCUCAGAGACCUCAGUCUCCACACUGGGAUCCGGCAUUCAAUCCGGUAUGUCAUUUACUUUCCUUCCUGCUUUCCCUUUAUACGCGUACCUCGCGCUUUUUCUUUUGGAUUAA
This is a messenger RNA of Dibothriocephalus latus, 359 nucleotides long. The record is from the annotation of a GenBank genome assembly. Lineage: Eukaryota; Metazoa; Platyhelminthes; Cestoda; Diphyllobothriidea; Diphyllobothriidae.